AAACCGAAAGCAAUGGUGGCAGGGUGGGAUAGGUGGUGCUAGGCUGUGUUUCCCAUCCUUUGCAUUUCCCUUCCCUUGCGCUUCCUUUCCCUUGCGCUUCCUUUCUUCUUCUUUUUCCUUCUCCUUCUCUUCGCUUUCCCUUCCCGCGGAGAAAGAAGGAGAAGCUCCSUUUCAGGGGCGCUGCCCGCCAGUGACGAGCUGUACAGGGCUCUGCCCACCGGGCGGGACUUGCGGGGAACUGGAAAGUAAAACUUUACGGGGAAUUGGAAGGGGAAGCGCUCUUGGGUAUCGGGGCAGAGCCGGCGGCUCCCGAGCUGUGCGGAUCGCGCUGCGCAGCAUCGCCCGUGUGCGGAGGCAGGAGCGCCACGGUCCCCAGCGCCCAGCGCUGUCCUCGCCCCGCAGAGCUGGAACAGACCCAGAGGAGUCCCCGGCCGGGCGAUGGAGGGUCCUGGGCAGGAGGGUCCUCGGCACCCCCGAGRUGGAGCGAGAGGGCAUGUACUUCAUUUGGACACCGGCUUUAUAGGAAGGAGCAGAACAGGCCGGACACCUCAGUUAGGGGAAAACCUCCAAGACAGUAAUUAUAUUCCUCCACCUGGGCAAAGAGAASAGAGAUUUGGCAGUUUAAUUGUAAAGGUGCCUGAAUCAAGUAAAAACAAGCCAAGAAGCCAAGGUCAACAGGCCAACAGUGGAACCACUGGAUUCUGGACUAAACAGGAAAAUGAGGGAAGGAGAAUGAGGUAUCAAGGUGGGCAAACACAUGAUAGGGACAGAGAACCCUGGAAUGAGCAAGAAAAUGUAUUUAGAGGAAGGAGGUAUCAGCUUGGACAAGCCCRUGAGAGGACCAGAGGAUCCUGGAAUGAGCAAGAAAAUGGAGGCAGGGGAAGAAGAUAUCAAGGUGGACAAGCUCAGAGAAGAGAUAGAGGGAGAGGGCUGAGGAGUGGGUGGGAAAAUGAAGGUAGCAGGCAGAGGAUGCAACCUCAGGAGAACCCUCAUUUCUGCCAGAUUGUUAACCCAGGUGGUGCCCACUACAGUGAGCAGCCUCGGCAAGUCAGAAGGAUUGGCUAUAAAUUCCUGGAAAGUCUCCUSGAGAAAGACCCCUCAGAAGUUGUCAUCACACUUGCUUCCAGUUCGGGGUUGAAGGAACUUCUUUCCCAAACAACUAUGAACCACAAUUUCGUUCAGCUCAUUUGCCGGGUACUUCAAAAAGCAUGCAGUUCCCAAAUGGAUAGACAGAAUGUCCAAAAGCUUCUUGGAGUGGUGAGGGAGUCCAACUUUCUCAAGAUCUGUCUGCCACAGUAUGUGUCUGACAUGGUAACAGAAGUAGUUCCUGCUGUACGCCGUGAGUACCCUGAGCAUAUCAGCAACAUCAUUUCACUUCUUCAGGACCUGAUCAGUACUUUCCCAGCCAGCUCUGUACAGARAGUCUCCAUUCUCUUGACAGUCUUGCCAGCAUCCGUAAAUGCCYUGAGAGCUUCUGGUGUGACCAUCACAGAAGAGACAGAGAAGAAUCUCAAUAGAGUCCAGAUGCUCAUGCAGCAUCUGCAGGAAAAGAGACGUGAAGGCACACUGAGGACUGAUAACUGUACAUUUAUGAAACCUCAAGACGGSCAAGAAGAAACCUAUCGUUUCAUGAGCAUUUAUCCAACAUAUGAUGAGGUACACUGUAAUGAGAAACCUUUUCUACAUCCCAAUAUUGUUUCUGGAAGAUAUGAAAGUGCCAGCAUUUAUCUUGACACCCACUUCCGACUUUUGAGAGAAGACUUUGUGAGGCCUUUAAGGGAAGGUAUCAUGGAGGUUUUGCAGAGCCUUCAGGACAGAAAUUUGAGAAAGAAAAAAUUUGAUGAUAUCAGGAUCUACUUUGACACACGGAUUAUUGCCCUGCGUUGUACCUCAACUGGUAUUGCUUACAAGGUCCAAUUUGACACAAAACCAUUGAGGUUUGUUCAGUGGCAGAAUUCUAAACGAUUGAUCUAUGGAUCCCUGGUCUGCAUGUCCCAAGAUCACUUUGAAACAUUCCUUUUCGCCACUGUUUCUAAUCGUAAUGCUGCAGAACUUGUCAAUGGGAAUGUGGAGCUGUGUUUUGAUGAAGAGAGCCAGCUACUGCUUGACGAUGUCCGACCCUCAGACUCUUUCCUCAUGGUAGAGACAACUGCCUACUUUGAGGCCUAUCGGCAUGUGUUAGAAGGGUUGCAGGAAAUGCRGAAAGAAGAUAUCCCAUUCCCGAAGUACAUUGUGGAAUGUGAUGCAGAUGUGAAGGAGCCGGCGUACCUGACAGAGGAUACUGCCUACAACUUUGCACCCUUGGUGAAGACUUCACGUCUAGAGAAGUGCCCCGAUACCUUGAGAAGUGUCUGUGUUCUAGAUCCCAAUCAAUGGCUUUCAAUGGAAGCCUUGAAAUUGGAUGACUCUCAGAUUCAGGCAUUGAAUCUUGCACUCACCAAGGARCUGGCUAUUAUCCAAGGACCUCCUGGCACUGGGAAGACUUACGUGGGUUUGAAGAUUGUUCAGGCUCUCUUGACUAAUGCGUCCAUGUGGCAAAGGACUUACAGUCCCAUUCUUAUAGUCUGCUACACUAACCAUGCAYUGGAUCAGUUCUUAGAAGGAAUACUCUCAUUUCAAAGAGAUGGGAUAGUGCGUGUUGGGGGCAGGAGUAGCAGUUUGGCCCUGCACAGAUGCACCUUAAAGGAGCUGAGGAAGGUGUUUGUUCAAAGAGAAGACUUCCCAGACUACCUUCCCAGAGCUUAUGAAAAUAUAAAGACUGAGAUGGAAGAUGUUGAGCAGGAGCUCCUUGAAAGAGCAGAUCGAUUGACAUGCACGACCUAUGGAAUUCUGCAUGAGCGCUACUUGAAACCGCAUAUUGCUCCCCAGCACUGGGCCAGCCUGAUGAAGGAUCUGGAGGGCGCUGGGUUACACUACAAUGGUUCAAUAAUUAUGGAGUGGUUGGUCCCCGAUGAAUCUGUCUUCACCCCGAAUGCUGCAGAGGGUAUAUGGGCUGAAAAUCCAGGUGGUGAGSAGGAAAGAGAGGACAAGGGGGAAGGUGAAGCAGAAGAGGAACUUUUGGCGAUCCCAGAGAUGGCUGACCUGAUUGAAGCUGAGAGAAUGAUUGAUGAUGAAAAGAUAGCAAACCCUCAGAGGAGGAAGGAAGAAGAGGACAGAGCUAUUAAUGAACUAGCCAGUGCCAUGCUGGCUGUGAAGCUGAACCAGGAAGAAGGAACAGCUCAACCACUACAGCAGACCAUGCAGUGGGAGGUGGCUCCUGGACAGAGGAGGAAAAUGAAGCAGAAGAUGAAGCUUACGCUCCCUAAAGUGAAGGCAAUGACAGAGUUAGAGGCCGAUGCUAUUCAGGAUCUGUGGAAACUUGACCUGAACUCUCGCUGGAGGCUUUACAGGCUUUGGCUGGAGACUUACCGGAGUUUUAUUCUAGAGGACAUUCGGGAGAGUAAACAGCAGUAUCAGGAUGCAGCAGAAAGAAUGAAAGAACUGAAGCURAAGGAAGAUCUCUUCAUUCUCCAAGAGGCCAGAAUUGUGGGGAUGACAACCACAGGUGCUGCCAAAUACCGACGGAUCUUGCAGCACAUAAAGCCACAAAUCGUAAUUGUAGAAGAGGCAGCAGAGGUGCUCGAGGCUCACACCAUUACUACUCUGAGUAAAGAUUGCCAGCACCUCAUCCUCAUUGGAGAUCACCAGCAGUUGCAGCCUAGUGCUAACGUAUAUGACCUGGCCAAGAACUUCAACCUCGAAGUCUCUCUCUUUGAACGUCUGAUCAAAGUGAAUUUCCCCUUUGUCUGUCUGAAAUAUCAACACCGCAUGCGCCCUGAAAUUGCCCAACUUAUCAGUCCUCAUAUAUACCAGAAACUGGAGAACCAUCCUUCUGUCCUGGAAUAUGAGAAUAUAAAAGGCGUCUCAACUAACGUCUUCUUUGUGGAACAUCAGGUUCCUGAGCAAGAGAUUCAGGAAGGGAAAAGCCACCAGAACCCACAUGAAGCCCACUUUGUAGUGGAACURUGCAAAUACUUCUUAUGUCAGGGCUAUGAACCUUCUAAGAUCACCAUUCUCACUACUUACACUGGACAGCUCUUCUGUCUGCAAAAGCUCAUGCCAGCGAAGAUCUUUGAAGGUGUGAAGGUUCAUGUAGUAGAUAAGUACCAGGGGGAGGAGAAUGAUAUUGUUCUGCUGUCACUGGUGCGGAGCAAUGAAGAGGAGAGAUCUGGGUUCUUGAAGAUCCCUAAUCGGAUAUGUGUGGCAUUAUCCAGAGCUAAGAAAGGGCUGUAUUGUAUUGGAAACAUGAGAAUGCUUGGCAAGGUUCCUCUCUGGAGCAAGAUCAUUCAAACCCUUGAGGAGAAUGGUCACAUUGGCCAGUCACUGGARCUUUGCUGUCAAAACCACCCUGAAACCAAGACCCAGGUAUCUACAGGUGARGACUUCAACAGAGUCCCGGAGGGAGGCUGUAGUCGUCCCUGUGAGUUUAGAUUGAGUUGUGGACAUGUUUGUGCAAGGGCAUGUCACCCAUAUGACCCGAAGCAYAAAGAUUACCAGUGCCUGAAGCCUUGUCAAAAGGUGCUUUGUGCAGAUGGGCACCGCUGCACAAAGCCAUGUUAUGAGUCCUGCGGAAAAUGUGUGGUGAAGGUAGAGAAAACUAUUUCUAAGUGUGGCCACACACAGAUGGUGCCAUGCCAUAUUCCAGAGAGAGAAUUUAAGUGCCUGGAACCUUGCCAGAAGAAGUUAAACUGUGGACACACAUGCAGGGAUUCCUGUGGGCAGGGAUGCACAGUGCCAUGUCCUGAACAGGUUACAGCCACACUGAAAUGUGGCCACAAGCAGAAAGUUGAAUGCUGGAUCACUACUACGGAUUGUGAAGAGACUGUGAAAUGUAUGACUGAAUGUUCUGUCACACUGGCAUGUGGUCAUGUAUGUUCAGGUUCAUGUCAUACUUGCUUUGGAGGAAGAUUUCAUAAGGCAUGUAACAGCCCAUGCAAGCGCUUCUUGAUCUGCUCCCACAAGUGUCAAGAGCCUUGUACUACAGAAUGCCCUCCUUGUCAGAARGAAUGUGAGAACUACUGUAUUCACAGUAAGUGCAAAAAGAAAUGUUGGGAAAGCUGUGUUCCUUGUGCCGAGCCAUGUGAGUGGCGGUGCCAGCACUACCAGUGUACCAACCUUUGCUCUGAGCCGUGCAACAGGCCUCGCUGCGAUGUUCCAUGUCCUAAGAUACUGCCCUGUGGUCAUCCCUGUGCUGGAUUGUGUGGAGAGCCCUGUCCAAAGAAGUGCCUUGUUUGUGACCAUGAGGAGCUCACUCAGAUCUUUUUUGGCUUUGAGGAUGACCCAGAUGCUCGAUUUGUACAGCUUGAAGACUGUGGCCAUGUCUUUGAGUCACAAGGCCUUGACCAUUAUAUGGAUGAAGAUGAUGAUGCCAUCAAGCUGAAGGUAUGCCCUAUGUGCCAGACACCCAUCAGAAAGAAUCUGAGAUAUGGCACCAGUGUGAAAAGGCGGGUGGAGGAGAUAGAACGAGUGAAACAGAAAAUCCAAGGCCCAGCACAGGAAACUGAAUCUAGCAGAAAAAGACUGCAGGCUGCCCUGCUGCAGAGUGUUGACCUAAGGAAAACUCUAUGGUCUAAGUACGCCAUGCUGUUAGAUAAACUAAAAGCUUUUUCCCUCUCCACAAGGAGUAUCGGACUAAUUGAGAACCUGAUUAAUUUCUACAAACGUGUAGCAGACUUAAUCCAUUCUAUGGACAAAAUUGAUGCGAAUGAAAAGAAGGGGCUGAGAAAGAGGCUGGAUGAAGUCCAGGAGUGGCUGGAUAAGCAACGCAUCAGUUUUACAGGACAGGAGCUCUCUGACCUGCAGUCUGAGAUCCAGAGACUGACUUAUUUGCUGAACCUCUUGACAUGGUGCAAAGCAAGUAGGAUGAUGUCCCGAGACAUUGCAGCAGAGGUUAAUGAUGCACGUGAGAUCCUGGAAGGGACAAGGAAAUUCACGGAGRAGGAUGAGGCUGCAGUGAAGGCUCACCUGGAGAAGAUCAAUGCUCUCUCCACUGUGCCUGUGUCAGGGCUGGGGAUUUCUGAAGCUGAGCGGGUGCAGAUUGUCACUGCUAUUGGCUAUCGCCCGGGCCACUGGUUCAAGUGCAAAAAUGGACAUAUCUAYGUGAUUGGGGAGUGUGGGGGAGCAAUGCAGAGGAGUACGUGCCCUGAAUGCCAUGAAGUCAUCGGCGGCACAAACCACACACUGGASAGCAGCAACAGCCUGGCCCCAGAGAUGGACGGGGCGAGCCACGCAGCCUGGUCCGAUGUAGCCAACAAUAUGCUCAACUUCGAGGACCUCCGCCACCUGAUGUAGUGCGGUGUGAGCCUCGCUUCUUACCACAGAUGUGCGCGCACGGCCGGCCACAGCCCGAUUGCUUUCACUGUUUCCUUCCUCGCUAAUAAAGUGUGUAUCGCUG
Malurus melanocephalus (red-backed fairy wren) is the source of this 6433-nucleotide messenger RNA. RefSeq names its product zinc finger NFX1-type containing 1 (gene ZNFX1). The transcript has 13 exons. Lineage: Eukaryota; Metazoa; Chordata; Aves; Passeriformes; Maluridae. Gene Ontology annotation, cellular component: nuclear RNA-directed RNA polymerase complex; nucleus. Bases 439 to 6330 code for a protein of 1963 amino acids. Gene Ontology annotation, biological process: regulatory ncRNA-mediated heterochromatin formation. Gene Ontology annotation, molecular function: zinc ion binding; helicase activity. The record is from RefSeq and is a predicted model, not a curated record.